AUGAUUAUCAAACAAACACCAAACAGCAUUGCCAGCCACAGACGCUCGACAAAAACUGCGGCAACAAAACAGAGAAUCAUCAUCUCUCACAGCGAUCAAAGAAUGUGGAGAAGAGCACUCUUCUUGCUUCCAUACAGGUCCUUCUGCUCCACACCUGAAACCCCGAGUUUAUACUCUUUCCUGCAGCCCACUAUCUUUGCCCUUAAAAGAAAAAAUCUACCGUCGACAACAAAUCCCACCAUCAACAACAGCACACAAACCCCUAAAACCUUAACACAAGACCACCUAACCAAUCUAGAAUCCGCCCUCCACAAGUCCCUCAUCACCAACAACACUGACGAGGCAUGGACAUCCUUCAAGUCUUUAACCACAAACUCAACUUUCCCAUCCAAGUCUCUCACUAACACACUCAUCACACACCUUUCCUCUCUCAAUGACAGACUCAGUCUUAAAAGGGCGUUUGCUUCUAUCGUCUAUGUUAUUGCAAAGAACCCAAAAAGUUUAGAUUUUGAAACGGUACAAUUGUUUCUUGGUUCAAUGGUACGUGCCAAUACUGCUGCUCCUGCUUUUGCUUUAAUCAAGUGUAUGUUUAAGAACAGGUUUUUUAUGCCUUUCGGAUUGUGGGGUGAUUUUCUUGUUGAAAUUAGUAGAAAGAAUGAUAAAGUUAUUGCCUUUUUGAAAAUUUUUGAAGAGAGCUGUAGAAUUGCUAUUGAUGAGAAGUUGGAUUUUAUGAAACCUGAUUUGGCUGCUUGUAAUGUGGCUUUAGAAUGGUGUUGUUGCGAACUUGAGUCUGUUAGUGAAGCUGAAAAGGUUAUUGAAACUAUGUCUGUGUUGGGUGUUAGGCCUGAUGAAUUGAGUUUUGGGUUUCUUGCUUAUUUGUAUGCAUUGAAGGGGCUUAAAGAUAAGAUAAUUGAGUUAGAGAGUUUGAUGGGUGGCUUUGGUUUUUCAAAUAAAAGGUUGUUUUUUGGUAAUUUGAUUGGUGGGUAUGUAAAGUCUGGGAAUUUAGAGGCUGUUUCGGAAACUAUUCUAUGUAGUUUGAGGAAACAAGGUGGAGAAGAUGUGAAUUUUAGCGAGGAAACUUACUGUCAGGUGGUUAAAGGAUUUAUGAAAGAUGGAAGUAUUAAGGGUUUAGCAAACUUGAUCAUAGAAGCUCAGAAGUUGGAGUCAGAAACUAUUGUGGCUGAUAAAUCAACUGGGUUUGGUAUUAUUAGUGCCUGUGUUAAUCUUGGACUAUCAGAUAAAGCACACAGUAUAGUCGAUGAGAUGGAUGCUCAAGGUGGUUCUGUAGGACUUGGGGUCUUUGUGCCUAUCUUGAAGGCAUAUUGCAAAGAGUAUAGAACAGCUGAAGCUACUCAACUGGUCAUGGAUAUUAGCAACUCAGGGCUUCAGUUAGACGAGGGAAGCUACAAUGCACUAAUAGAAGCAUCAAUGACAAGCCAAGAUUUCCAGUCAGCUUUUACUUUGUUUAGGGACAUGAGAGAGGCAAGAAUACCUGACUUGAAAGCUAGUUAUUUGACGAUUAUGACAGGUUUAAUGGAAAACCAGCGCCCGGAACUAAUGGCUGCUUUUUUAGAUGAAGUUGUUGAGGACCCUCGAGUUGAAGUGAAAUCUCAUGACUGGAAUUCAAUUAUUCAUGCUUUUUGUAAAGCUGGGCGGUUGGAGGAUGCAAAGAGGACUUUCAGAAGAAUGACUUUCCUACAGUUUGAACCAAAUGACCAAACAUAUUUGUCCCUAAUUAACGGGUAUGUGAGUGCAGAGAAAUAUUUUGGUGUUUUGAUGCUGUGGAAUGAGGUUAAGCGAAAGGUCUCACCUGAUAAAGAGAAGGGUAUUAAAUUUGAUCACAGCUUGGUUGAUGCAUUUCUAUUUGCUUUGGUGAAAGGAGGUUUCUUUGAUGUAGUGAUGCAAGUUGUAGAAAAAUCUCAGGAGAUGAAGAUUUUUGUGGAUAAAUGGAGGUACAAGCAAGCAUUCAUGGAGAGUCAUAAGAAGCUGAAAGUAUCAAAGUUGAGAAAGAGGAGCUUCCGAAAAAUGGAAGCGCUUAUUGCUUUUAAGAAUUGGGCUGGUCUAAAUGCAUGA
This is a messenger RNA of Dovyalis caffra, 2073 nucleotides long. The record is from the annotation of a GenBank genome assembly. Lineage: Eukaryota; Viridiplantae; Streptophyta; Magnoliopsida; Malpighiales; Salicaceae.